UAUUGGGUUUAACAGCAUCGCCAGGCACAAACAAGGCAACAGAUGUACUAUCUGCCAAACAUCACUUACGAAACGUGAUGACAAAUUUAGCGGUUUCAAAGCUGUCUAUUGUCAAACUAAAAAAAAAGAACUCCUGAAGUACACAACUAUUCCUGAAAAAAUAUUAAUUACUUCGAAUCCACGCCAAGACGAUCCUUUGAAGAAAAUAAUCAUGAGAGCAAUGGAUUUUGUGGAAAAUAUGUUCAAUUGUCGGAAAGUCUCAAACUUUCUUAUCGAGCACAUGGAUGAUUGUCGAGACCUGUAUGAAGCAUUAAGUAAUCUCCCGAAAGAAAGGACCGAAAUCCGUUACAUCCAAUGGACUGUAAAAACCAAAGAUGCAGUAGAACAUGUAUUACACAAAGAUCCAGCUGUACCAAGGCUACUACAUGCAUGUUUCAGACACUUAGAGACGUUUUUGUCGAUAUCCGGGAAAUUGGAAGAAAUAUCGAAAGAAACCCUGAUGUUAAAGAAGUUAUUGAAUUAUUAGAGAGCGAAUAUAGAAAACGCAAAGAAGAAUCAAGAUUUCUAAUAUUUGUUAAAACAAGAGCCACAGCAAUAGCUCUUAAGGAUAUAUUGCCUGGUUAUCUCCGAAGCACAUACCUGACAGGAUCACACAAAUGUAUAACUCAAGGAGGCCUUCCAACUGAUCAACAGAUGGCUGUCUUGGAAAAUUUCAGAAAUGGUGAACACUUAUGUGUUGUUGCAACGUCGGUUGCUUCUGAGGGAUUGGAUAUUCCACUAUGUAACUUGAUGAUACGUUACAGGUUUCGAGCAAAUGAAAUAAGCAGCUUGCAAAUGCGAGGGCGAGUUCGCCAAAUUGAUGAGGGCAAAGAAAUCCAUGUUGGUACGUUAGGGGAAUUUGAAUUAGAGGAGAAAAAUAUCAAGAGACAGUACUUAAUGACGAAAGCCAUUGAAGAAUUCUGUCAAUUUGAUAUUGACAUAUCCACUGCUGAGCAAGAUAUUUACCAGAGGGAAGAGAUAGAAAGAAACUCUAAAACUUUAAAAAUCAAACAGCGUCGGCCAGCGUUAUAUUCAGUCCAUUGUAAAUAUUGCGGAUUUUUAAUAACUCAUGGAAAUUUUAUGCGACACGUUAAUGAGAAAUUCUAUAUCGUUUUAGAUAAAGAAGUACUGAGACGAGUUGAUCAAAAAGAAUUACCAAAAAAGAGAAAGAGAAUAAUCGACGGUUGGGAUAAGCGUUGUAAGGCACAUGGUCUUGAGUGCGGGCAUGACUGGGGCUCUAUUUUUAUUUACCAAGAAUGUGAAAUACUUGCCUUGUCACAAGAAAACACUAAAGUGUUUGACAUUGGAAAUGAUAAAUUCAUAGAUUGUCGGAGAUGGAAUGACAUACCGUUUACAAUCGAUGAGAUGUCUGACGUCGACAUGGACUUAUAUAAAUUAUGAUUAGAAUGCGGCCGAAACUCAGGCUUAUCAUCAUCUAUCUCCUGAAUUUAAAGUAAAACAUGCGGUCGCUGAGUUUUGUUCUAGUAAAAUAAUAUUAAAAACAUAUUUGUACAAACUUUCUUGUUCAAUGUAUAAACACACACUGCCGUGUGUAAAUUGAAUAAGAGCCUCCAAAGUUCC
Molecule: messenger RNA, 1620 nt
Organism: Mytilus californianus (California mussel)
Lineage: Eukaryota; Metazoa; Mollusca; Bivalvia; Mytilida; Mytilidae
Product: antiviral innate immune response receptor RIG-I-like
Exons: 6
Coding region: 355-1440 (361 amino acids)
Cellular component (GO): cytoplasm
Source: RefSeq, a predicted model, not a curated record